CUCAAAAUCAAAUACCCAUUUAUGGGUUUUAAGAUUUUACCUAUUUAUGAGUAGAGUUCACUUUACUCAUAAAGUGUAGUCCGCAGCUGACAAGAAAAGCGCUCAAGAAAAUAAGCUGCUUUUUACCAAAGAAAUUUUGACAGUUGUUCCAAAGCCUUUCGCCAUCUACCCUCAAAUUUGGUAACUACCAAUGUCAAAGCUACGAGCAAGUCUAAGGCGCCAAAAGGAAGAAAAACAAGUUUGUUUUGUUUUUUUUUUCAUGUUAGCGUCGUUUUUUUACAAUCUUCCCUACGGAUAACAUGUCGUUGCUACGCAAUUUUCGUUUCAUUCUGAAUUUGAUUAUUGCUGCUUCGAGCGUCGUUCUUUUAAAGCGAAAAAGUCAGCGAAAACGAAAGAAGGCAGCGCAUUGGGUUCACCCGUAUCUCGCUGAAAGGAGCAGUAAAGGCAGAUAUGCUACCGACUUUGACGAUAUGGUGAGCGGAGAGAAGUUCUUUAAAGAAAAUUUCCAUAUGUCGAAAAACAGUUUCGACCAACUUUUCAAAUUAGUUGAAAAAGACUUAGCACCAAAGAGAAACACGAGACCGAAAGAUGGAAUUCCUCCAAAGCUCAAGUUGGGUUUGGUGAUAGAGUAUCUGGCAUCUGGUGGUCUACAGAGGCAUUUGGCGUCGUGCUACAGAGUUAGCAAACAGCAUAUGGGGUCAAUCAUUGAUCAAGUUUGUGAUGCUAUUUGUCGUGCCCUUAGUGCUUAUGUCGCAGAUCCAUGCCAAGAAUCAUUUUUGGAAGUAGCCAAUGGUUUUAAUUCCCGUUGGAAUUUCCCAAACUGUAUUGGUGCGAUCGAUGGAAAACAUGUGUCCAUAAAAGCUCCCCCAAAUGCUGGCAGCAUUUUUUAUAACUACAAAGGUUUUCAUUCGUUGGCGCUAAUGGCUAUUUGCGAUGCUUCUUAUCGAUUCACCUACCUGGAUGUAGGUGCUUAUGGAAGCGAAGGAGACUGCAAUAUUUUCAAAGAAUCCAAAUUUGGAACUGAUGUGCUGCACGAUCGACUUGAUUUUCCAGAAAACGCCACGGUCAAUGGUGUUAAAUUACCUUUCUUCUAUGUAGCCGACGAUGCCUUUCCCUUAUGUAAGAGGAUCAUCAAACCGUAUAGUAAGAAAAACCUAUCAGCAGAGGAGCGCAUUUUUAAUUAUCGCUUAAGUAGAGCAAGGCGUUGUAUUGAAAACGCAUUUGGACUGUUGUGCUCAAAAUGGGCAUGUCUGAAAAAGACUUUAUACUGCAGUCCCGAUCGUGCGCAGAAAAUCAUAUCUGCAUGCUGCAUGCUGCAUAACUUUUUGAUUUCGCAUAAGUCUACUGCGUAUUGCCCUCCAGGAUACAUGGACAAGUUUGAUGACGAAAACGUUAUUACAGAAGGAGAAUGGCGCAAGAGAAUUUCAUCGGACUCAUUAUACCAUACGACAUUUUCGGCGAGUGCAGGCAGGCCUUCGGACUACGGCAAAUAUAUUAGAAACGUGCUGAAACAGUACGUAAAUUCAAAUAUCGGUGAACUGCCAUGGCAGCGGCGAGCGGCGUUUGUCGAAUGAUGAAAUCCUAUGUAUUAUCAGAUAAGUUAUGUGAUUAGACAAACAGAUGUAAAAAAUCCAACAAGAAACGUGAACAAUGCGUACACUUUGGCUGAUCAACCAUCUACAAUCAGAUUUAAAAAUUGUCACUAAAUUAUAAUAAACCUUAUGCAUUAAUAACGUUUUUC
Messenger RNA from Aedes aegypti (yellow fever mosquito), 1741 nucleotides. RefSeq names its product putative nuclease HARBI1. The record is from RefSeq and is a predicted model, not a curated record. The transcript has 5 exons. NCBI's taxonomy places the organism in Eukaryota, Metazoa, Arthropoda, Insecta, Diptera, Culicidae. Bases 300 to 1574 code for a protein of 424 amino acids.